GUAACAAUAGACCGUGUCAUAAAUUCGGUCGGGUUAUCAUUCCAUUCAACGACAAUUUGCUUAUGUAAACAGAAACAGAAUAUCUCUGUUGCUUGACGUUGUCGAAACUUCAAUUCUCUGGCUUAUUUCGAACUGAGGCAUGUAGCGAAUUGCGAUCGAUUUGAUGCGGGCAAUACGAUAAUGUGAUAAUGAAGGUAUUGCACGAUUGUAAAGCGGAUCUAAUCGAAAUCAACUGUCGGGAAGGACACUCAGGAUAUAUACAACAAUUGACUUAAAAGCAGUUCCAAGUCCUUGAAACAACAUGGUAACACGUAUUGAUCAUUCUAACUGGCCCCUCAAGACCAGAGUAUCAAACUUGCAGCGCCCUAAAUCCGUGUGCAUAUUACCGAUGCAUCCGUUGAAGACAGAUGUUUAUACAACUUCAGCUCGAGUUUCCAAGGCCCUGGAGUACACGCAAGAUAAGAGAGGCUACAUCUUCACGAGGAUGCCGCAAGAAAAGCUUACUGUGUCAAAUAUAAGGACGACUAUUUCCCCGUCAAGAUCGCUGUCCAGGACUUCCUUGUAUACAACUUCUCAAACUCCUUCGAGACUGACCCCAGAUACAAGUUCUAUGAGAAAUACAAAGAGAGCUCUAGACGCCGGGUCAAGUAUGUCAACACUACGAAGUCAAACUACGGAAAGUGGCAGCAUCUCGCUUGUUCCGGGAGUUUUUCAAGGCAGAAAUCCAAGACCGAGAAUUUUUGUUCGGUAUCGCCAAUUAUCGUCGGAAGAAAGGGUCAUAGAAUGGCUCUAUAAAUACUGUACACAUCCGUUAAAGACAUUACCUCUGCUAUAAUUAAACCGAAUCAAGGUCAUCAUUUCGUAAAACUGUAACCAAAGAAGAUAAAUCUAUUCACCCUUUCAGUUUCUCCAACUCCGACAGCAUGGUACUUAUAAAAACAUAAC
This is a messenger RNA of Pocillopora meandrina, 945 nucleotides long. The record is from the annotation of a GenBank genome assembly. Lineage: Eukaryota; Metazoa; Cnidaria; Anthozoa; Scleractinia; Pocilloporidae.